Molecule: messenger RNA, 178 nt
Organism: Racocetra persica
Lineage: Eukaryota; Fungi; Glomeromycota; Glomeromycetes; Diversisporales; Gigasporaceae
Source: the annotation of a GenBank genome assembly
AAAAGGGUAAAACUUAGUCAUCUUGCUAAGAAAACUAAAAUGAAUGAUGUUAGGGUUAAGGAUAGUGAUUCAGAAAAUAUAUAUAACAAGUUCUUCAGAAUUUAUAAUCCAAGAAGAGUUUUUAUAGUUGAAUUUUUUGCUCAAAGAAUAGAAUCGGACUUUAAUGACCAAAGCACAA